Molecule: messenger RNA, 1190 nt
Organism: Anoplophora glabripennis (Asian longhorned beetle)
Lineage: Eukaryota; Metazoa; Arthropoda; Insecta; Coleoptera; Cerambycidae
Gene: rho-7
Product: presenilins-associated rhomboid-like protein, mitochondrial
Exons: 8
Coding region: 61-1107 (348 amino acids)
Cellular component (GO): membrane
Molecular function (GO): serine-type endopeptidase activity
Source: RefSeq, a predicted model, not a curated record
UUAGGUUAAAUAAUGCACAUUUCAAAAGUAUAGUAAAUGUAAUAGUUUUAUUGUUAUACAAUGGCAUUAAGUCGUAUGUUUAAAAUUUCAGAUCUUUGUUUUUCAAAGGGAAUUCUGCUGAAAAAACAAAAUUUUGAGCCUCGUCUCCCUUCUAAUAUAAGGAAUUUUAAAAGAGGCAAAAUUCACCGCGAGGAACCGAAAGCAAACCCCGAGAGUUUAGCAACCCCUUUCACGAAUGUAACAGUAGAUUCGGCAAGUUUACAUACAGGAAAGUUAGUGAAGCCAUUUUUAUUUACAAUUGGGUUCUCUGGAGCUUCGUUUCUGGGUGCGGCAAUAUGGGAAUACGAGAAUAUGCGAGCACAUGCCAUUAGUAUGAUUAAAAGACCAAUCAAAUUUUUUAGGAACAAGUCGGAGCGAGGAAUUGAAAAAUCAAAUGAAAUUACGCGAGAGGUCAAACAGUGGUGGAAUAAUCUUACACCAGGAGAAAAACUAUUUGUGCCAAUAUGUGCUAUUAAUGUAUUAGUAUUUGUCGCAUGGCGUAUUCCAAAGUUACAGCCAUUUAUGAUGAAAUAUUUUUGUUCGAAUCCCGCCAGCGAGAAUGUCUGUUUACCAAUGAUCCUAUCUACUUUCAGCCAUUAUUCUGGUUUUCACCUGUUGGCCAACAUGUACGUUCUCCAUAGUUUCAGCACCGGAGCUGUACACAGCCUGGGAAAGGAACAGUUCCUGGCGCUCUAUUUAACUGCUGGCGUUUUCUCAAGUUUUACUAGUUACCUUUACAAAGUCAUUACGAAACAGCCUGGCCUAUCUUUAGGGGCUUCUGGCGCUAUCAUGGGAAUUUUAGGUUAUGUGUGUACGCAGUUUCCCGACACGAGAUUAGGAAUUAUCCUGUUACCAGUGUUUACAUUUUCCGCUGGAGCGGCCAUCAAAUUUAUUAUCGCACUGGACGCCGCCGGUGUCGUUAUGGCAUGGAAAUUUUUUGAUCAUGCCGCACAUUUGGGAGGUGCGACUUGUGGAAUAUUUUGGACGUUGUGGGGAAACCAGUAUAUAUGGCAGAAACGGGAACCUGUACUGCAUUAUUGGCACGAGAUAAGGGGGUCCAUAAAGUGAUGUAUUAAUUUCUAUUUAAUAUAAUUAAAUAUGUACAUACACAUUAUAAAAAAUAUUUAUAUUAUAAAAAAAAACCCAACAUG